Phymastichus coffea is the source of this 1632-nucleotide messenger RNA. RefSeq lists its product as uncharacterized. Gene Ontology annotation, cellular component: plasma membrane. Gene Ontology annotation, biological process: protein localization to plasma membrane. Lineage: Eukaryota; Metazoa; Arthropoda; Insecta; Hymenoptera; Eulophidae. Bases 49 to 1632 code for a protein of 527 amino acids. The record is from RefSeq and is a predicted model, not a curated record. The transcript is spliced from 2 exons.
UGGCUUUUAUUGCAAAAUUUUAAUGUCUGUUUUUCAAUCGGUUAAAUUAUGAUAUCACUUUGUUUUCCCCGUUUUACAACGAAUUUAAAUGACGAAGAGAUUAAAAAAAAACUUGAGAAAUUACAUCUUUACUGUUCUACUCCAAUGUUAGAUAGCCAAUUAAGCGAACCAAAAAAAGAUAAAGAAUUGAAAUUAUUUUCCGAAAUUAUUCAUAAAGCUUCUUGUUCUCAGUUGCUGUCUCAAGAUUUUAAUGUUUUGGUUAAUUGUGCCAUAAAAAUUCUCUCAAAGUAUUCGCGUUAUCAUAUACCAGACAUUGAGGUAUCUGGGAAGAAACAAAAUAGUAUCUAUCAAGUUGCAAAAGAUAAUUUUGUCAAGUUACUUAGUAUUUAUCCAAAAGAAAAACUAGAUGAUGUUGCUAAAAUUGUUCUCACUAUCAUCGAUAAUCAAAAUUUCUGGCCGACAAGAAAACUGUGCGCUGAGAUCAUUAUAUGUUUAAUUGAUCUUGGAAUAUCUGGAUCAUUAGUUUAUCAUGAAUUGUGCGAUAAGAUUGAAUUUCCUAAUGUUUCUACUGAUGUAGAUAUUAAGCUUGUUGUUAAAGUAUUGUAUGAAUCACUUGAAAAUUACAAAUGGCCUGAAGAUGAGGAAACUGUUAUUUUUCUCAAAAGACUUCUCAAUAUGUUCAAUAAAAGUUUAAAAAGUGCAUCUAAAAAAACCAAAGAUAUGGCUUACACAAACUUGAGAGCUUGUUUAGAACUGUCUGUUCGAUACUUGAUUCGCAAUAUAGCUAAUAAUCAUCGUAUGGUUGCCAUAGAAUACAUGAGCUCAUGGGCAAUAAAGAAAGAUAUGUAUGAUGAUUUCAUUUUAAAUUAUGGAAGUACUCUUGAAUAUGCUGCAUAUAUGCAUCAAGGAACUUCACUGACAGACACUCUCAAUGCUGAUAUUUUAUCAAUGUUGAUGCUGAUGAUUGGAUCCAAUAUUCGAUUUGUAUCUUUACUUGGAAAUAGAAUUUUUCAAUAUCUCAUAGACAGUAAUAAGAAUCAAAUGUUGUUCAAUAAUCCAAAAAUAUUUUUUCAAGGUAUGCAUUUGAGUAUGAAACCUUGCAAGUAUAAUAGAGAAGAUAAACAACUUUUAAAGAAACAUAGAGAAAUCAUACAUGAAAGUUUAAUUAGAAGUUUUGUCAAUCACAAAUCAACACGUUUGAAUGUAGAGACUACUUAUUGCACUGUAUGUUUGUUGAUUGUUGCAAUACCCUGUGGUUUUACUGCAGCAGCUAUAUGUUGUCUUAUGAUGAAUCUGCAAGACAUUGUUUUAAAUAAAUUGGAAAAAACAGAAAGGAAAGAAUUAUACCAUCUACACGCGAUUAUAAUCUCAGUGAUAACGUUUAUAUGCUGGAUCGAGGAGGCUGAACAUUUUCACGAGUACAUGAACAAAAUAGUAAUGGAAAGAGCGCAAUGGGCGCCACAUUUAAAUCCACCGCUUCAGUCGUAUUAUAAUUUCGCGUCACAUCAUUUGCUAUGGGACAAGCCAGAAUUAUUUCCUAUCGACUGGGAAGUACGUUACGGAUUGUGGAAACGAUUUAGACUCAAUAUAUCUACUAAAACUAAAAAAGUCUUAUAUGUGGUUGAUAAAUAA